Perognathus longimembris pacificus (Pacific pocket mouse) is the source of this 1138-nucleotide messenger RNA. It is a transcript of the gene Bhlhe22, whose product is annotated as basic helix-loop-helix family member e22. Gene Ontology annotation, molecular function: protein dimerization activity. Lineage: Eukaryota; Metazoa; Chordata; Mammalia; Rodentia; Heteromyidae. The transcript has a single exon. Bases 23 to 1138 code for a protein of 371 amino acids. The record is from RefSeq and is a predicted model, not a curated record.
CCCGCGCCCCGCGCCCCGCGCCAUGGAGCGCGGGCUGCACCUCGGCGCGGCCCCCGCGGGCGGAGACGACCUCUUCCUGCACAAGAGCCUGGGAGCCGCCACCGCCAAGCGCCUGGAGGCGGCGUUCCGCGCCCCGGCCCCGGGCAUGGACCUGGCCCUGGCCCCGCCGCCCCGCGAGCGCCCGGCGCCCUCCGCGCCGUCGCCCCUGGGCGGCUUCGAUCCCGCUGACCCCGAGGGGGCCGGGCUGCUGCUGCCGCCGCCGGGAGGCGGCGGAGGCGGCGGCGGCGGCGGCGGGGGCGCGGGCGGCGGCGGCGGGGUGAGUGUCCCCGGGCUGCUGGUGGGCUCGGCGGGCGUGGGGGGCCCCGAGCCCGGCCUCAGCAGCCUGCCCGCCGCCGGGGCCGCCCUGUGCCUCAAGUACGGCGAGGGCGCGGGCCGGGGCCCGGCGGCGCUGGCCGAGAGCAGCGGCGGCGAGCAGAGCCCCGACGACGACAGCGACGGCCGCGGGGAGCUGGCGCUGCGGGGGACGGCGGGCGCCGAGGCGCGGGCGGCGGGGGGCGCGGGGAGCGGCGGCGGGGCCCCGGCGGCCGAGGGCUGCCCCGGCGCCCCCCUGCACGGCGGCGGCGGCGGCGCGGGCGCGCCCCCGGGGGCCGGGCUCGGGGGCAGCGCCGGCGGCGGGAGCGGCGGCAGCAGCAAGAAGUCCAAAGAGCAGAAGGCCCUGCGGCUGAACAUCAACGCGCGCGAGCGGCGGCGGAUGCACGACCUGAACGACGCGCUGGACGAGCUGCGCGCCGUCAUCCCGUACGCGCACAGCCCCUCGGUGCGCAAGCUCUCCAAGAUCGCCACGCUGCUGCUCGCCAAGAACUACAUCCUCAUGCAGGCGCAGGCCCUGGAGGAGAUGCGGCGCCUCGUCGCCUACCUCAACCAGGGCCAGGCGCUGUCGGCCGCCUCCCUGCCCAGCUCGGCCGCCGCCGCCGCCGCCGCCGCCGCCCUGCACCCCGCGCUCGGCGGCGCCUACGAGCAGGCGGCCGGCUACCCGUUCAGCGCCGGCCUGCCCCCGGCCGCCUCGUGCCCGGAGAAGUGCGCCCUCUUCAACAGCGUCUCCUCCAGCCUCUGCAAGCAGUGCACGGAGAAGCCUUAA